Dinoponera quadriceps is the source of this 3360-nucleotide messenger RNA. Its product is annotated as cytosolic carboxypeptidase 2. The record is from RefSeq and is a predicted model, not a curated record. Gene Ontology annotation, biological process: proteolysis. The coding region runs from base 1 to 3360 and encodes 1119 amino acids. The transcript has 15 exons. Lineage: Eukaryota; Metazoa; Arthropoda; Insecta; Hymenoptera; Formicidae. Gene Ontology annotation, molecular function: metallocarboxypeptidase activity; zinc ion binding.
AUGACGGAGGCAGCGUCGAGCAGCAGAGUGAGGGAGCUUCAAGCCAUGUUGUUCCCGGUUCAGCCUAUCCCCGGUGGCGUGCUUUCCGAGCUGCAAGUGCCGCAGGAGUUGCAAGUGUCUCAGCUGGAGCGUUACGACAGCUCUAUCCUGAGACGGGAGGUAGAGUCGGCGUUGUUUGCGAUACCCUUGGGCCUGUCCGGAUAUCGAUACUCCAAGGAAACAUUGCGAGCAGUCCUCGACGCACGCUGCAUCGUCGAUGGAAGCAUUCAGGAAGCGGCCAGGUGGCCGACCGAAUGUCAGGUGAUCUCAGAGAGAAUUCGUCAUAUCGAAUACAAUCCCGGCGUCCCGGAAGCCUUUUACGUCCCAACGGGCAAGGAACCGAGGCCGAAACCGAUCAACGACGAGCUCGGAACAGUGAUAUUUCGCUACUGCCCUACCAACGUCACCAAUUACUUCAGCCGGUCUUGCGUGGGCGGCAACGCGGUACUGCCAUUUCCUGCAGAUUUCUCCGGGGAGUCGAGCGCCGUAGAUAACAGGGAGGCCGCUAACGAGAACGAUAUUUUCUUCCUCGCCGAAGCGUCCAACCGUCCGAAGGAGGACAACACGGACCUGCGCUUCGAGUCGAGAUUCGAAUCCGGCAAUCUCGGCAAAGUGGUGAAGAUAACCGACACGUAUUAUCAGCUCUAUCUCAGGAGGGACCUUUACACUCAGAGGCAUACGCAGUGGUACUACUUCCGGGUGUCCAACACGAGAAGUAGAAUCACGUAUAGAUUCUCGAUCGUGAACAUGUGCAAAGAAGAGAGCCUCUACAACGAAGGCCUCAAGCCACUACUCUACUCCACCGAGGACGCUCGCACCCGGUCCAUAGGAUGGCGGAGAUGCGGCGACAACAUCACGUAUUAUCGCAACAACGACUCAUCAAACGACGAGGAGCGGGAGAGGCACACGCUGUCGUUCAACAUCUCGUUUCCCCACGAUCGUGACAUCGUUUACUUGGCCCACUGCUACCCUUACACGUACACCGAUCUGCAGGAAUACCUCGGCAGGAUCGUGGAGGACCCUACGAAGACGAGGUUCACCAAGCUGCGCCUGCUGUGCCGCAGUCUGGCCGGAAACAGCGUCUACUACCUGACGAUCACCGCGCCGACGCACGACGACGAGGCGCGCAGGAAGCGGGGUGUCGUUAUCACCGCCCGGGUGCAUCCCGGCGAGACGCCCUCCAGCUGGACGAUGAAGGGCAUCAUCGACUUCCUCACCGGCGACACGAAUCGCGCCCGAGAGCUGCGGGAGAGAUUCGUCUUCAAGCUGGUGCCGAUGCUAAACCCGGACGGCGUGAUAGUGGGCAACAAUCGUUGUUCCCUGUCCGGUAAGGACUUGAACCGACAGUACAGGACGGUGAUGCGAGAGAGCUACCCGUCCGUAUGGCACACGAAGCUGAUGAUCCGCCGGCUUCUUGAAGAGUGCGGCGUGGCCAUAUACUGCGACCUGCACGCUCACUCGAGGAAGCACAACAUCUUCGCCUACGGCUGCGAGAGCAAACGGGUCGGAUGCAGCGGCAGAUUGUCGGAACAAGUAUUCCCGCUGAUGCUGCACAAGAAUGCGGCCGACAAGUUCUCCUUUGAGAACUGCAAGUUUCACGUUGAGAAAGGGAAGGAAGGUACAGGCAGAGUGGUGGUGUGGUCGAUGGGCGUGCAGAACAGUUACACUAUGGAGGCAUCAAUGGGUGGCAGCAAGAUGGGCUCGAGAUGCGGGACUCAUUUCUCCGCGCAGGACUACGAGCAGAUCGGCAAAGCCUUCUGCGAGACCCUUCUCGACUUUUCUGAUCAAGAUCCCACAAAGGUAACAUCAAAUCCCUUUUCACGGCAGGAGAGACUGCGGAAUAAAAUCAUAGCCAGGCUGACGAAGGAAGGAUCCAAUGCCGAGGAGCCCACCAACAUCGACCUCACCGAUUACUCCAGCGACGAGGGAGACACCUCGCAAGAGAGCUUCUCGUCGGACGACGAGAGGAUCGAGUACACAGAUGCUGCGUGGUCGAGCGAGGGUGGCGAACUCCUGGCGAGUCGUCGCCGGUACCUUUGUGUACCCCCGCCGUCGCCCACUUUCGUCCCGCCGAGGAGCGUCGGCCUCUGCAGGAGGAGAGUGCGAAGAGACGUCGCGGGCAGGAUUUAUCUGGAGCGCAGGAGAAUUCUGGCGCAACGCGCGGUGAUGGACCUGCCAACUACAGAUCCCGGCAGCGAUCUCUGCGACCUCACCGAUUCGGCGGACGAGAGCUUCGUCAGAAGUGAAGGGCGGGAAUGUGAAGCUGUAUGGAGGAAAACGUCGCGAGAACGUCGCGAGGAAAUCGUCGAUCUCUCCGAGCGGGAGAGGGCGGUGAAGGAAACGAAGAAGUGUCUGAUUCUGCCGGAGAUCGUGAGACCUCGCAGUGUGUCCUUCGGGGAAAUCCUGCCGCGCAAGGACCAUCGUAAAACUCGUCAGCGGACGCGAUGUCUUCGAGCGCUGAGGAACCCGUCACCGGCGGCGCCGACGAGCCGAGACGCCAGGAUCAAGCUGACGUCGUUGAGGCAGCAGAUUUGGACGGGUGUGCCGGCGUGCACCGCCGCCGAGUGCAUCGACGCGGGACGUCGGGUCGACCCUUUCGUCAAGACGCCGUUGAGCUGGGGCGUUUCCAGACACGCUCUGAUGCACUAUCCCACGGACGGUGAAGACGCCACGCUAAAGCCGCAGUCCAAGAAGCCGCUGGCCUACGACGAGGCCGGAGAGGAGGACUCGAGAAAAUCGCGGCGGAAAUCGCGGAGGAAACGACCGGGCGCGGGGAUUCUGCCGGCGCGGCUGAAAGAGGGUCGCGCGGACGCUUCGUCCAAGUCAUUGACGGCGUCGUCGAAGAAGAAGAGCACCAAGUUCGACUGGCAACGGGCGGUGAGCCUGAAUUCGAGGAUGAAGGAGACGAGAGGCGCGAAGGGCUCGUUCCUCGCGAUCGAGGCGGACUCGUUGAAGCUGCUGGCCGCUUCGUCAGCAACGCCGAAGAAGCCGCAGCAACCGCGGAAGCUCGAGGUGCCGCGCAGGAGGUUCCGCGGCGCCGGUGCGGUGACGUCCACGUGCGUCGGCAAGGUAGCGAGGCAGCCGGCGAGAACGCCGACGAGCGGAGUCGCACGUCGCGACGCGAUCUUCCGCUGUGAGAGCUCGACGACCUCGGACGACGACGCGUCGUACGAGACCGCGGGAAAGGCGAAGCCGGCGAAGAAGAAGCAGCAGAAGAAGAAAAAACAGCAACAAUCGUCGAAGAAGCAAGCGAACAAGACGACGACGGAGCGGAGAAAGCGCGCCUGCAGCGCGAAAGCAUUGCGCGAUAUUAACGUUUAA